Molecule: messenger RNA, 1906 nt
Organism: Lolium perenne
Lineage: Eukaryota; Viridiplantae; Streptophyta; Magnoliopsida; Poales; Poaceae
Product: actin-related protein 4
Source: RefSeq, a predicted model, not a curated record
AAGAUUUCCCGUUCAUCUCCCCCUUCCUUCCUAGUCCUCCUAUCACUCUCACUCUCGACCUUCCUCAAUCCUCGCCGCCGGCGGCCCAGCCCCGCCCCAGCCGCCCGCGCACCAUCUCCCGCUCCGUCCCCGCGUGCCGCUCCCGCUGCUCGCCGAGCCCGCCCUCCCCGGAUCUCCAGCCAUGUACGGCGGCGACGAGGUCUCGGCCAUCGUCAUCGACGUGGGCUCGUACAGCUGCAAGGCGGGCUACGCCGGCGACGACGCCCCCAAAGCCGUCUUCCCCUCGGUUGUUGGUUCAAUUGAACAAACCGGAGAUACUGAUGAAGCUAAGCCAGAGAAGGAGGCUGACUCUGCAUCUGAUCCUAAGAAUGGAUCCAAGCCUAUGGAUGUGGACAAAGCCAAGACAAAGCGCAAGUUUUUUGUUGGUCAAGAACUAGAAUUCAGGAGGGAUCAUAUGGAGCUCAUCUCGCCGAUGAAAGAUGGAACAAUUACUGAUUGGGAUGUUGUUGACAACAUAUGGAAUCAUGCUUUUAGACGGCGGCUAUUGAUCAAUCCUGAAGAGCACCCUAUGCUGAUAGCAGAGCCAUCAACAAAUAAUGGACAACAAAGAGAGAAAGCUGCAGAACUUAUGUUUGAGAAGUACAAAGUGCCAGCGCUGUUCCUAGCAAAAAAUGCAGUUCUCACAUCUUUUGCGUCUGGGCGUGCCACAUCUCUGGUGGUUGACAGUGGUGGCGCGUCUACUGUGGUUUCUGCUGUGCAUGAUGGUUAUGUUUUGCAAAAGUCUGUGGCAACUUCUCCGAUUGGUGGUGAAUUUUUAACUGACUGUAUGAUGAAAAGCUUGGAGAGCAAGGGCGUAGUUAUUAGGCCCCGGUAUUCAUUUAAGAAGAAGGAAGUGAGCCCUGGAGAUUAUAAGGUCGUAGAUCUUGAUUUUCCGAACACGACCGAUAGUUACAGGUUGUACUGCAUGAGAGCUAUUGCUAGCGACAUCAAGGAGUCAGUUUCCAGAGUCCCAGAUACUCCCUUUGAUGAAGUGGCAUAUGCAAAUGUUCCCACAACUUCGUAUGAGCUUCCAGAUGGGCAAACUAUUGAAGUUGGUGCAGAUAGAUUCAAGAUUCCUGACAUUUUGUUCAAUCCAUAUCUUUCUCAGACUAUUCCUGGCGUCAAUGGAUUUGGAGAUUCCACUUCAAUUCGUGGACUUCCACGGAUGGUACUUGAAAGUGUAAAUAGGUGUGAUGUUGACAUUCGUAAGGAGCUACUCAGCAGCAUCUUGCUUUCUGGUGGCUCAUCAUCGAUUCUGCAGUUAAAGGAGCGCCUAGAAAAGGAAGUAAUGGAGGAGUCCCCUCAAAAUGCUCGUGUAAAGGUUUUGGCAAGUGGAAAUGCAACAGAGAGGCGAUUCAGUGUUUGGAUUGGAGGUAGCAUUCUUGCAUCUCUUGGGUCGUUCCAGCAGAUGUGGUUCUCCAAGGCAGAGUAUGAAGAGCAUGGCGUUUCCUAUAUCCAAAGGAAAUGCCCAUGAAAUGGUGGAACAUGCUACUUACUCAAGCUUUGUGCUGCCGAAAGAUGCACCUGGGCGCCUAACCGGUUAGAUGCAGGCGACGGCACUACCUUAUUACCACUACCUUGAUAGCUAUUCUCUGGAGAUAUUUAUUCAUGUCAUGACUAAAUUAGUUCUUAGGUCUGUGGUGCAACUUGAGAACAAACUCAUUAAUGGUAGAUACUAGCACAUGUGCAAAUUAUUUUCAUCGGUGAUGUUAAAAUGUAACUGAGUUACUCUCUAGGCUCAGUUGUAUCCUAGAGUGAAAUAUUUAGCCAUUUAGUUGUCUGGUUCCUGAAUCUUUACCUGAUUGACUAUCUGAGUUAGCCAUGACAAACAUAUAUUUAACUUGUGAUUUCCAGGUGGCGUCUGUCA